Messenger RNA from Drosophila arizonae, 750 nucleotides. RefSeq names its product cilia- and flagella-associated protein 299-like. Lineage: Eukaryota; Metazoa; Arthropoda; Insecta; Diptera; Drosophilidae. The record is from RefSeq and is a predicted model, not a curated record.
UAUUAAUAAAGGCACACAAAGUCAUCCAUCAUGGCGGGCAACGCUGAUUUUCGCCUGCUGCAAUUUGAAAACUACGAAAGCUAUCUGACUUCCUUCAUUCGCACUGAAGACUAUCGAUACCUAUCGAGCAUGACACCCGUUAGGAGGUUGGUGCGGCUCGGCUAUCGCAGCACGGCCCGGGUCUACGAGGAAGCUGAAUUCAAUAAGAUCCGAGCCAAGAUGCUGGAAUUCAUGAAUCCGAAGGUCCUAUCGAGCGUGCACUACAGCGACUACUUCAGAGGCACAGAUGCAGCGCUAGCUGCCUUAAUGCGCCGCGAGGAGCCCAAUCUGUUGCACCAACUAUCGACCAUCAUCUUUCUGCAGGUGCGUCAGCGCAGUGGCUUCGAUAUAUCGGGCUACAUUGACUAUCAGAAGAGUCUACACGACUGUACCUUUCGGAAGCCCGAUCAUACCAAUUGGCGAGCCGUAUUCGAGGGCCGUGAGCUACUCAAGCCGAAGCCAACCGAUCUGAGCUACUACGACUGGCACAAGGGCAUCGUUAACAUAACCAACUCCGAUAAUUUUGAAUCCAUCAAAGGCAGAGAUUCGUUAAUAUUCAAGCAUAAAGGCGACCACAAACUAAUACCGGUCUGUGCGAAGCCCGCUCAAUAUGGUGAGAACGUACAUCGCGUGAUGAUACUCUCGGAAUUAUAUGGUUUUAUAAUUUUAUACGAUCAUGUUAUACGUUAAAAUUCCUAUUUAAAUAAUUCG